AUGACAAAUGGCUACAGAAGUGAAGGAGACACAGUGACCCUCACCCAUGAUAAUGGCAACAGCGCGCAGAGUUAUUACCAGUACACGGCGCACGUCUACCAGUACGACAAUAAUUCGCCCCAAUUCGAGAGUCCCGCUAUUUGGUGGAUCAUGAGCGGCUGUCAAGGGCAAACUUACUAUCUCACACCGCAGGAUCCUGAUGGCGACGAAAUAGUCUGCAGAUGGUCAACGAUGUACGAAGCUUCAUUUUUAGCCCACGAUAAGGAAGGAUUCGACGUAGAUGGCGAAACAAACUGGCCACUGAACCAACUUUCUCUCGAUGCAACUGCCUGCGCCGUCACCUAUCACCCAGAAUAUGACAGCAACGGGGGCAACAAGCCCAUCGGUGUUCAAGUUGAAGACUUCGAUGCUAAUGGCGAUAUUAAAUCUUCGGUUACGUCGGUUUUUCUUGCAAAGGUCUUCACUCCAGGCAUGGAUGAAUCAAUCUUGGAUAAUCCUUACACCGUAAUUAAUCGAAGAAAAAGAGAUGCUGAGGACGAUGAUACUCAUCAAGAUGGACAACAACGGGCAUGGACUGAGAGACCAAAUCUCAGCUUUUUAACGAGAAAUACUGAUCAUUGCGAUGGUCUUCCAGUUUGGGUAGAUCCAACUCCGCCAAAUUAG
Molecule: messenger RNA, 663 nt
Organism: Oikopleura dioica
Lineage: Eukaryota; Metazoa; Chordata; Appendicularia; Copelata; Oikopleuridae
Source: the annotation of a GenBank genome assembly